AGAAGGAACUAUGGGAUAUGUUGUCAAAUGGCGCUCUCUUCGAAGAGAAACGAGAUGUAAGCACACAUUUUAUGCUUUGGUUUUAGCUUUUAUUCACUUACAGAAUUAUUUUAAGGAAUACUUAUAUACUACAAACUACAAACAAGAGAAAUCAUCGAUUUUAACCACGACCUUUAUAAACAGAGGCGAAUGUUUCCCCGACUAACCGCGACACGGAAAACAUGUCAGCACAUGCAGAGUAGUGUCCGAUUUACUUUGGGAUUUAAAACUCUUCACGUUGAAGCACGACUUGUUGUUUGUAUGAAAUCGAAUGGGUUUUGUUUUUGGUCGAAGCUGUGAUUAUUUUCGGCACGAUUGACAUGAGCAAUGUGAAACAUGAAGCUCAAGGUCGUUGAAAGAGGUCAACGUACAAGAUGAGUACAGACCGUAGCCCGCUCAACACUGGGCUUAGUAUGAUGAACUUUGAUGGCCUUGACCUUCAGAGUCAGCAGGAAAAAGAACUACAACGAGAAAACGAACAGCAACAAAAUGAGUUGAAGGCAUUGCUAAAGGACGCUUUUGACGAUUUAAUCGAUGAGGACGAUGAGUUUUCCGUGACAUCAGAUGAAGGAGGAGACUCGCGGAAUCACAGCCUCCAUUUCAAAUCUAAGGAUGAAACGGAGCCCAUAGUGGAGGAAGAUGAAGAACCGUCUGGACUUUUGUUUGCCAGGAACCGACGAACGUACCCCCUCCCCACCUCCACACCCCUCGGAGGUCUCCCCACCAUCGCUCAGAGUCCCUACGGCUCGAUGUCUUCACUGAGACAAUCUCAGGACAGCCUCAGAGCAUCUCAAGAGCAACUGAGAUCAUCUCAGGAAGGAGUUUUGAGACGGUCCCAAGAAGGUCUGUUAGAAAGUGAUGGAUACCAUAGUAACAGUGAACAGAGCAGCACCAAGUCAUCCAAUCACCAUCAUCGUCCCCAACACCAUCGUCAUCAGUUCCACCAGGUACCGGAUUGGACCGGUCAGGACGUGUUCUCGCACCAUGGUCAGCCGAUCGUCUAUGAUCCCACUCAUCACGGUAAUCAGUACCUACCGCAUCACGCAAACCACGAGGAUCCGCAUUACAGAUACGGGGAGUUUCCCGAGCGGCAGGAAGCUGAGGGCGGGGCGGACGAACCUCCAACAGACAUCAGACAUUUACCCGGACAUUAUCAUUAUCAACAUCUUCAUCAUUACACUGGGUACUACAGAGACCUGCCUGAAGAAGAGGAUCAUCCAAGGGCAGACAACCCAUACAUGCCAUACACGCAACCACCACAUUCUCAAGCAUACCCACACAGUUUACAAUCAGACCAAGGCUAUGUUACAAACGCUACCUCAGUUUCACAUGGGCAUCCUGUUCACCCUACCCCAAUCUCAACAGGACAUCCUGUUCAUUCCUCACAAGAAUAUCCAGUUCAUGAUGCUCCGGAGAAGGAUUUCAGGGGAGAUUACCAAGUCACGUAUAAACGCAGGGAUGACCAUGAAGAAAGUGAGAGCGAAGAGGAAGUGCCAGAGGUCAAAGAGAAACGCCCAAAACUGGAGGAGGGGCAUGAGAGCACAGGAUCAGUUGGUGCUUUCGACAACAGACAGCUCGCUCAGCUUCAGAUCUUGUACAAAGCCCGAGGAAGCAAACUGGAGGAGAUGACGAGGGACUUUGAGCAUUACAAACAGGAAACAAGUCGGGAAAUACGCAUCCUGAAACACCAGAUCUCACUGACUAAAGGUGAGAAAGAGGGGACGACCACCAGCUUACAACAGUCUCAGGAUCUUCUGAUUGAGGCGAAGACGGCAAACGCUCAGCUGAGGGGGAAACUACAGGCCACUGAGAAUCAGGUGGAGGCCCUACACAAGGGGAAGGAGGAGGCUGUAAAAAGUCUACAGACAGCCGAGUCCACCAUAGAAACUCUGAACCAACAGCUUGCUGAGAUGGGGGCCUCAGAUAGUCUCAGUCGUGCUCGAGUUGAGCAUGAACGAGUUCUGGCAGGCGUCCAACAGAGACAUGACAAAGAGGUCAAAGUUCUCAAAGAAAAGAUUGAGGAUCUGACCGGGAAGUUGAAUGAUUCGAAUGCUGAAAACACCACACUGAGACAGAAGCUCAAUGAGAGUUAUAAAGAAGCGGAGAAUUCUCAGAUCUCGCGAGCCGACACCAUUAAUCGUCUCACUCGCAGUCUUGAAGAUUCCCAGAAACAAUGUCGCAUGCUGCUGGAGUCAGCAUCGUCGCAUGAAGCGAGCCAGUUGAAGGUUCAACUAAAACAGUGCACUUCAUCCAAGAAAAUAGCUGACGAUAUGAUUCUGUCUUACCAGGAUGAAAUUAAAGAGUUAAAGGAGCAGCUGAACAUGUUUGAGGCUGCGUCCUGUCUGGGCGUGCUCAGUCAGGAAACGACACGGGACACCAUCCACGACGAUUCCAUGAUGGACCUGGGAAUCAAGAGGACUAUCGACUUCGAUGAGACGCUGGAACCUGUGAAAUUUAGCUCGGGGCAGAAGGGAGCUGAGUCACAUGACCUGGUGGCAAAUCUAAAAAUAGAACUGGAACGAUGUCUCCUCAGCAACAAGGAAAAGAGAAUCCAAGUGAACAAAUUGCAAGAGGAACUUCGAACCUGCAAGAAAGAUCUAGAAGAGUUCCGAAUGCGUUGUGAAAGAGCUGAAAAGUCAGAAUCUGAUUUGAAGUCCAAACUUCAGGAGUGGGAGGAGCUAGUGAGAUCAGAUGACAAGGUGUCAGCUGUUGAGGCCCGCCUACAGAAGGACAUCAAAAACCUCAAACGGGAAAAAGAGAUCCUCAGUGAGGAUAUAGAGGAUUUGAAAAAGAGACUGGAAGAGGUGGCCUUUAGUGAAGAGAAACUAUCUGAGAUUAACCAGCAGCUGACUCAGCAGAUGUCUCAGAUGGUGCGGGAAUACGACCAGGACAAGCGAGAGGCGCUCGAUCGCUGUCAGCGAGCCUGCAAGUCCGUUCACGAGACGGCUAAAGAGCAGCUGACGCUUCACUUGACCGAGGAGUACACAGCUGACAAAGCCAGUCUCAUCACCAAGUACGAGCGCGAGUGCACUCAGUUAAGAAAUGAACUGAAUUCAGCCAUGCGUGAAGUUGACCAAGUCAAAGAGCUGUAUGUGAAGGUGUGUUCAGACAAAGAUGUUCUAGAGGAGAAGCUGAGAGAAGAGAACGAGGCUGUCGUUUCUCAGAAGUUACAAGAGUUGAAGGAAGAGCUCAAGACAGAAAAAGAGUUGGCUAUGGAGAAAGUGAAAGUAGAAAUGACAGCUGACGAGGAGAAAAUACGAUCAGAAGUUACAGAGUCUUUGCAAAAGAAAAUGGGGGAAGACAAUCAGAAAUUACUGGAAACUAAGGUCGCCAUGUGCAAAAUGGAAUGGUUUGAGGAACAACGAGCCACUAAACAGGCUGCCGUGGAUAAUGCCAUUAAACUGAACACCGCGGAGUGGAAGGCCAAGUUAGAGACCGAGGUGGAAACUCAGGUGGAAGCUAGACUCCAAGAAGCUCAGACAGAGUGGCUUACACAGAGAAAGGAAAUCUUUGAUUCUCAACUGACUCAGGAAAGAGAAAAGUGGAAAAAAUCUUCAGAGAACGAACUUCAACAGAAAGUUGAGGAGGAAAGGGAGAAGUGGAAAAAGACAUUGGAAAAUGAACUUCAGAAGAAUGUAGAGGAAGAGAGAGAAAGGUGGAAGAAGACUGCAGAGAAGGAAUUCCAACAGAAAGUGGAGGACGAGAGAGAAAAGUGGAAAAAGACGGCUGAAAACGAAUUUCUACAGAAAGUGGAGGAAGAAAAAGAAAAGUGGAAAACGACAUUAGAAAAUGAAGUGAAACAGAAAAUAGAGGAAGAGAAAAACACCUGGGAAAAAGAAACAGAGAGAAUUCUGCAGGAGAAAUUGGCAGUAGAAAGAGAAACACUGAGAGGGGAACUGGAGAAAGAGAACCAGAUUAAAGUAUCUGACAGAAGAGAUUUGUGGGAAAAAGAGUCUCAAGAAAAGCUAGAGAGGGAAAAGUCAGUGUGGGAGAAACAAGCGGAAGAAAGACUAAUGUCAGAAAAGCGUGCCUGGGAGAAAACUGCAACGGAGAAGCUGACCUCAGAAAAGGAUGCGUGGGACAGGGAUGUGGAAGAGAGGUUCCGAGAGGAGCGGGCAGAAUGGGGGAAAGUGUCAGAAGUGGAAAUACAGCGCAAGGUGACGGAAGCCAUAGAAAAAUGCCAGAGAGAGACGGAGAAGGAAAUGAGGCGGGCUGUAGAGAAGGAAAGGUCAAAGGUCACUGCCAAGACUGAGCUGGACAAGGAAUUGAAGAAAGAGAAGGAAAAAUGGCAGAGGAAGUGGGAGGUGGAAUUACAGGAGAGGAUUCAAAAGGAGCGUAAGGACUGGGAGGAAAAGACGGAAAUCGACAUUCUACAGAGAAUCCAGACAGAGAAGCAAAAUUGGAAUGAUGCCAAGGACAAGGAGAUUGAAGAAAAAGUUGAGAAAGAGCAGAAGAACUGGGAGCAGAGCUUAGAAUUGCAGACCCAGGAGAGGAUCGAAACAGAAGUGGAGGGGCGGAUAUCACAGGAAAAGACCCAAUGGAAGGCAGCAGCAGACAGGAAGAUGACAGAGGAAAUUCAGGCAGCCUUGGAGCAGGCUCGCAGAGAAUGGGAGGACAGUCACGAGGAGAAUGUGCAGAAAAUUCGAGAUGGCAUGGAGGAAUCGAUACAAGAGCGUGUAGCUGCUGAAGUGUCAUUGGCCGUGGACGAGUCCAAACGACUGUGGCAAAAAGAACAUGAUGCGGAGAUGUUGGCAAAUAAUUCGUCUUUUGAGAUCUCCCAAAGUGUUCUGAAAGAAGAGAUUGAGACCCUAAAGAAGGACCUAGAGUCGCUGACAAUACAACUGAAAUCACGAGAGGAGAAAUUCCGGAGGGAGAAGUCCGAGUUGAUUCGACAGAAGGAUGUGGAGAGGAAACGAGCCGUGGAAGAGGUACAGGAUCAGUGUGAAAAAGAUUACCAGCAGUUCACAUCCGACCACCACGACACUUUGACACUAGCACUGAAAACCGCACGCGAUCAGCACAAUAAAGAAAAGAUGGAGCUAGAAAGGAGGCAUGCUGAAGAGAUCAAAAAGCACCAGUUUAAAGAGAACCAGAUGAAGGAAGCUUUUAAAACUGCCACCUCCGACAAGACCACAGGCCAUCCUUCUGAGGAAGACGAAAAAUACCAAAGAGAGAGAGAAUUGUGGGAGAAGGAGAACUAUCGACUGAAACAGGAAGUGAUGGAACGUGAUGACCUACUGGAGAAAGCCGAUCGUCAUUUGGCACAGGAAGUAGAUCGCCUACGCUCAGAACUGGAAAUAGCUUAUCAGAAUCGACUAGACGCUGAAAAAUUGAAUUUAAAGAGAGAAUUCAAGGAAGGACAUCAGUCUGAUGAGUCAGAUCGCGCUAAACUGGAAGCUAAAUUAAUGGAUCUCAAGCACGAGAAAGAGAGAUUCCGAACGGAGUUAAGUAAAGUCACGGAAGAAAACAAAAAAGUGAUUGACGAGAUCCACAAGGUCACGGACGAAAGUUACAAGGUCAAAUGUCAGGUACAUAGACUUGGGGAGGAGAACCAGAGAUUAAAAGAGGAAUUGAAAUCCACGAAGGAGCAGGGAUUCGACGAGAGUAGACGGUAUGUGAAGGAGAUUCAGGAACUCAGGGGGAAACUGGAUAACCAGGAACAAGGGGUUGAAGUUCAAAAACUCAAGGCCGAGUGUGAGAAACUGAGGUCAGAGAAUGACGGGAUUUCCACGAUUCGGUUGGAAUCUGAGAGAUUAAAAACCAAGUGGCAAGAGAUUCUGAGUGAAAAAUCUGAUCUGGAGACGAAGUUCUCCAGGCUGGAGUCGAGACUUCAGCAGAGUGAAAACGAGAAACAGGAAAUGGUGGAGAAUUAUGGGAUACUUAAGUCGCAGCUGGAUAAAGUGGCCUCAGAGAAGGUUUUGUUCUCGGAAAAUAUUAAAAAUCUGGAGAUGGCUUACAAAAAAGAUCUUGCUCAGCAGAAACAGAAACAGGACGAAAGUCAGGCCCGCCUAGCUCGCUCGGAGAAAAUGCUGUAUGACAUCAAACACUAUUACAAAAACGAGAUCGAUAAGGUGAAGAAGUCCUUAGAGAAGGACAACACCAUUGCCAUGGAGUCCAUGAAGAACAAAAUGAGAGAAAUGGCCAAGGCCCACAACUCCGCGAUGUCCUCCCUGACGCGUCAGUAUAAGGAGGAAAUCAGCGAGAUGAAGGGGCACUCAACAGAAAAGUCGUGCAGUGACACGGAAGUGCAGACUGACUCUGAGGACCUGAGUGAUGACAGCAUGUUUGAAUUGAGGGACCAAUACUUGGACACGGUCAACAAGAUCAAAGAUGAUGUCAUGAAACAUAUCACGGAUACAAACAUGCGAGCAGCAGAAACCGUCCGACAAGAAAUGCAGAAAGAGCGUAACACAACAUUGGCUCAACUCAAAAAGAUUUACAUGGAGAAUGUCCGCAAAGUGCUGCACAACGAAAUCAUCGGCGCGAAUAUCGAGGCCAAGCUAGCAGAUAUAGAAGAGGCUCUGGAUGCGAUUUCUUUUGAUAAAAGCUCAAGGUCAAGUUCAAGGUCAACAACACCAAGGAGUGAUAUAUCAGCACCCAUUGCUGGGCAAGGACAUUUAGAAUCUAAAACAGAAUAUGGGGUCAAAGUUCAAGGCCACAGAGAUAUGAACCCUGGGUUAGGGAAAUCCAUGUCUGAUUACAGACAAAGUGACUAUCACACCAAACACAAUGGCUACUCGGUGUCAAAAUCUUACCAAGAUAUCCGAGUAGCCCCAAUAUCAAGGUCAAAUGAUUACAUGUCAAUGGCAAGGUCACAGGAUUAUUCAAGUGAAAAGUCACGGCCAAGGUCAGCAGGUGACGGUUCUGCCAGGAAGACAGAGACGGACCUCGGAAACAGGGCUUCAUACAAAAUGAACAGCGACUUGCAUUUGGAGAUCACUGCGAAUGGGUCACCAUCUAGCCAUGUUUAUCAAAGCUUUCCACAGCAAAGAAGCUUAAAGCAACCUGCCGAGAGGCUGGAGAGUCGUUACCCAAGGGAGAGAAAUCGGUCAAGUCGCGUUCCACGGGAUCGAUCAAUCAGCAAGGAAGUCACGUUCAGCAAAGAUUGUAAGAGAUCGUCCCCAGAGAGAAUGGAAUACGGCAGACUGCAUGCAAAUAUCACCACUCGAAAGCUCUCUCCCCGUGAUCAUUCAACUUCCAAUGAAAAUUCUGACCAGGAGUACAACAGCCCUCGAACAUUUAAACUGGGGCAGUUCAAUGGUGUUGACUUACUCCCCAGUAAGUAUGUGGUUCCAUCGUUGCGCGAUCAGAAUUCAAACAAAUUCGAAGCAGUGGACCCUCACCCUGUAGAAAGAAAAUCGAAACUUCAACAGGAAGAUGUCAUCAGCCCCGUGUCACCUCUAAACCACAGCGCCCUCUAUAAAGCCAAGUCAGAAUCGGAACUCAGCAUGGAGCAGAAGAACAGCUCUCUGGGCGGAAGCUACAAGUACCUGCCACUACGAGAGGCCCUGGGUAAACCUAGUGACCGCACAGACUCCCCGAAAGGCAGCAGUGUGUCUCAGGAGGAUCUUAGAUUUUCAAGCAUGCAGGCAAUGAGUUUUGAUGGUAAGAAAGCAUACAGUGUUGAUGUAGGUCUACAGAGUUUGGGUCUCGACCACCACUCCCCAAGAAAAUAUAACCCCUCCCCAGAGAAACUGACCCCUCAAAGAGAUGCAGGGGAAUCCCCUAUUGGCACUCCCAGAAUGCAUAGGAAGAAUUACGCUCUUGAUAAAGAUGGGUAUGGUGACAUUGACCAUGCACGGAAAAAUCUCGUUCAGGGUUUCAGUACCGACAGCUGGACAGAAGUGCUACUUCGGACGAAAGAACCGGUGAAGACACUCGUCCAGAAGUUCGAGCCCAAGAGCCAGUGACUAUGGAAGUUUUUCGUGUGAAUUAUUUUUGAAACAAUUAAUAUACACAUCCUUCCAAAUUUGCCAUGUUCAUGGAAUUGAUGAGACAAAUCUGCUGUUUUAAUCAUUUAUACUUCAUUUCUGAUGCGUGGGGAAAAAAUUGGCCUUCAUGAUUUGAGUUUAGAAAGACGAGAAAUAAAGUGUCCAAUUUAUCGUGAGAGAAACUUCCCGAGUUUUCUGCCCUGUACCUUGUGAUAAAAGGAAACAUUGAAACGCACGUACAAUGGAGGAAACAAUAUUAUGCGCCAUUUACAUGAUUGCCCACACACUUAAACGGGUAGCUGUGAACACAUCCACACCAGUCUUUGAUCUGUGAUAACAUGCCUGCUCCGUCCUAUGUUGCACUACUAUCAGUAGUAAUAUUGUAUAGAUAUUGUACAUUGAGAGAGACGGUUUGUUUUCUGUAUUUUGAUUCAGUCUGAUAUGUCGCGUCGUAUCGUGACCUGAAUACAUUUUUUUCAUUGUUUUAGGUUUGCAUUGCCUGUAAUUAUUCGACAGUUCGCCAUUAAUUUUUGUUGUAUUUAAAUGAAUUCAUGUGCAGACAAUGUCAGAUAGUUUUUAAUUUUGUUCACCAUGAUUUCAUUUUGAAUUUGAAACCAAACUGAUUGUGAUUACAUGUUCCAAACAAUUGCAGUAUUCAUUAACAACUCACACCAAUUCGACAUCUAAUGUACACAAAUUCUUACUAGCACGUCCUGGUUCACCAAUCACUGUCAAAGUUUGUCAUCGUCUCAAGCCACUGUCCACACGACCGGUUAAUUAACAUAGAAGUGACAUUUAACAAGUGAAAAAGGAGAGGUGGAUCGUGUAUUUUUGUCUGUGGUUUGUGACGAUGUAAGUUUGCCGUAUUUAUUUACUAAACAGAUUUUGUUAUUUUUAAAUUUAUUUUUUUUUUGUAGAGUUUUGAUGGCCAAGGUAACAAUGUAGUCUUUAUACUGAGAGCUUACAUUUUUUUCUAGCGACUUCCUUUCGUGUUUUUUUUUUAAUGUUAAAUUAUUGGUGGCAUGGUGCUUACAAAGAAUUGUUUAUAAUCAAGUUGUAGCAGAAAAGUCAGGCCAUUCCUUCUGUAAUACUAAUGCAUCAAAUCAAGUAGACAAGGCUCAAUUUUGUAAUCAAAAAUUUUCAUUUUUUUUAAAAUUAUUAUUAUUAUUUUUAAUUAUCUUGAUAGAGAGUCAUCUGUGUGUUUCUGCUUUUAACCCUCUCCAGUUCCACAGCUGGAGAAGUAAAUGUAUAAUGAUUCUAUGUCUUAAAUUUCUUUAUCUGUGGAUUUAUAUUUUCUUAUAUUGAACUUAAUUUAUCUAUUUUCCUCACAUAAUUAAUCUUUUUUUUUUAAAUAAUAAACUAUUUAACAUUUCCCGUACGGUUUUCUCACUAAUGAAUAAUCACAAAACUCUGUAUACACAAGUUAACUCCCUUGUUCUCACGUUACUAAUAUUUCUUGUACUUUCGCUUUCUCUUUGUGUCUCACUAACACUCCUAACAAGCGAUAUUCAGUAACUGAAUGGGGGUCAAAAUUAGAAUCAAAUGAAAAUAUCAAAUUAUUGUCUUCAGAAAUUGUUUUUAAUAUUGUUAAUUUCAGAAAAGAUGACACAUUCUUGUACAUUCAAAUUGUGCCAAAAAUGUGCUAUAAGAGAACCUAUAUUUUUGUAUCUAAUGUAACUUUUUGAUAUUUCAUUUGAAAUCGGGCAUUUAGUUUUUAUUUAUUGUAUGAGUGUAAGGUUACAUUAAUCCAGUGUUGGAUACUUCCUACCAGUCAGUCACGACAACGACAAAAUGACCAUUCAAAAUGAGCUGUCCAUGAACUGACCAUUCAAAAUGAGCUGUCCGUGAAACUGGCCAGUGUGGGUUUCCACGUGUCAAUGGCAUUUAUUUUCAUAAUGUACUUGUACACCUAUAUAGAUGAAAUAUGUUUAUGUAUAUUUUGAUGUCAGAUGAUAUGUACAUACCAUUAUAUAUACGUGUAAAUUUUGACUCUAUAGUUUAAUUUAUUGUCAUUGGAAUUUGAUCUGUGUAGACAGACCAAACGAGAAAUAAAGGUGUAAACGAC
This is a messenger RNA of Ostrea edulis (European flat oyster), 10035 nucleotides long. Its product is annotated as centrosomal protein of 152 kDa-like. The record is from RefSeq and is a predicted model, not a curated record. The coding region runs from base 414 to 7949 and encodes 2511 amino acids. Gene Ontology annotation, cellular component: centrosome. The transcript has 30 exons. Gene Ontology annotation, biological process: centriole replication. NCBI's taxonomy places the organism in Eukaryota, Metazoa, Mollusca, Bivalvia, Ostreida, Ostreidae.